UUGAAGUUCCCGGGAAUGUAUUUUGGAAUGGUACGGGAGUAUCCCAGUGAGAACAGCGAUCUCGAUGUUUGGUGUCUUGGAUCCCCCAAAAUGUCCCCCUGCUGCUGUCGAAGUUGACCAACAGCCUCGCUACGAAUGCAGAGGUGACGCCAGCCCCAAGACCAAAACGCUCCUGUUUCAAGGGAGCCACACCCUGCAGUGGCCGCCUAUCUGAUGUAUGUAGAAGCCUUUUACGUGAGGCAGUACAUGUCGGAGUUUUCUUCAUGUCCUGUCUCGACUGCUAUCGCUCGGUGUCAAGUUGUGACGGAGGAGGAUCUCCCGCCCCCAAUCCAUCUGCUUCGAACUGCAGAAUGCUUCAAGCCAGCCCCGUGUACAGCGAGCAGGACAAACGUUUGUGCCACUAAUUUACACUGCUCAGUUAACAUAUUUGAUCAUAUACUCCCUUCUGGCCACGGUGGGUUACCUUCUGAGCGUCGUUUCCACUCACCUGUGGUCCACCACAAGCUGCUGUGUCUUACAGUACAUCCCCACACAAGUCUUGAUAUCUUGUAUCAUAUGGACAAUCGCCCUCUCCUUGCCAAGUUGAACACUCCACUCAGUCCACAAUAGUCCGCCCAAGUGCUCUUUCAGGGCUAAGUCCGUGCUCACAACAUGCGGAUCUGGAGGCCCGAGAAAGCUUACGAAAAUGUGGUGGUUAGCGAGGUGAAAGAAUUCCAAAGACUCCACCACAUUCAUUGGCGGGCACCGACUGUCAUGGGAGUCAGCUUCCUUGGAGCAGUUGUACUAAUGGCACUCCACCACACGUUAUAUCAGACCGUGGACGGUCAACCGGCAACGGCAGCUGUUAUCCAGUCAUGGGUCAAUCGAGCCGGCACAGCAUUAGCCUUCGUAUCCAAGCUAUGCCUCGCAAUUGGCACAGGCGUGGCCUAUGAUCAGUGGAUGUGGGUCGACCUACAUUCGAAACCUCAUCAGGUCCGCAGUCUUGAUACCAUGUUCUCCAUCCUUCAAAAUGCCUUCGGGUUCCUCCACUUGCGACUUUGGUCCAUGAGGCCGGCAUUAGCAUUCUUGGCUGCUGUGACUUGGCUGUUGCCUAUAGCCGCCAUAUUCACGCCUGGCACCAUAUCGGUUCAGCCUGUUUUAGUGACGGAAAAUGGGACGUUGCAGGUCCCUCAACGAGCCUAUACCACCGCUGGGCAACUAUACUGUGGCACGGCCAUCCAAAAUGAUACUACGACGUACCAAUCGCUGGCGACGGGACUGUUGAACCCGACAUUUGCAACUGUCCUUUCAAAUAGUGUUCUUCCUGUUCCGGCAUCAUCUAUGAAUUUGACGUAUGACCUUGAUUUCUACGGACCCGCAGUCUCAUGUCAGCCGUCCAGCGUGCGAGACUUCCAGUUAGCAAAGCAGGCUAUCGCGGAAUUCGAAAAUAUGACAGACGGGCGGGUGUUUUAUUAUGGGUGGGUUCCACAGCCAGGAUGGGGUCCUGGUGUGAACGGAUCCUUCUUCGACUCGACAGACCUCCGUAUUGGCAACUUCCGCAUCGAUUUCCAGUCACAAGAUGCGGCACGGGUUUUUGUCUAUCUCAACACUACCGGCGUAGAUGCAAAGGGAGGUCGAGCUUCGUUUGUCGGGACACCUGCGGCACAAAUGAUCACUUGUGCCCUGUACAACGCCUCCUAUGCAGCCCAUUUCGAAGUCAAGAGCACUGGAGAGCAACAAGUCACAGCAGAUCAUACUUUUCAAAACUGGAUGGCAGCCUAUAGCACCGUGAACGGAACGACCGAAGACCCUCUGGUCACCCGUCAGAUGAACAUACAAGCUGUCAUGGAGGCUUUUGGUAUGAUGAUUGUUGGCCCAGUAACAUUUUCCAAUGUCAACCAAGGUCCUACAACCAACUCGGUAUAUUCACUAAGCAUGAAUCCCGCUCUAUUUCCUUCCCAACCUGGACUCAAUCAGACAGGGAUGACGCUUCGAUUGAGUACAUUGUACGAAGAUUUGGCUCAGAACAUUACGUUGAGCAUGUUGUACGGUGUACUUCCUGGGGUUGAUUAUUCUGGUCAAACAGACGCUGCUGUCAUCAAAUCGACUUUCCAACCCCGGUUCGUCUAUCAGCCACGCACAUUACUCGUGACUUAUGGAGUGAGUACCUUGUUCGCCUUCAUAUGUGUGGUGAUGGGCGUGCAUGCUCUUUUGCACAAUGGGGCAUCAUACACCAACUCUUUCUCAACCAUAGUCAGAGUCACAAGGGAUCCAUCCUUCUCCAGGUUGAUCGCAGAUGAGGGAGACCUGCAGGGCGCUGAGCCGGUACCGAGACACAUUCGCGAGGCUGAGAUUCGCCUAGGACGCAGUGCCAAAGUUUCGGCCAGUCACGCUUCCAGCUGGCUAUAAGGAUGCAAAGAAAUUAGGUUUGGCGAUAGCGAUGAGAUGGUCAUGAACAACGUAGUUUUGUACAUAUAUAGCUCCUUUCAGAUAAGACGAAAAGAUCUGAGCUUGCAGGAUUCCUGGUUAGGGGUCGUUUAGCUUUCAGCCUUGCGCC
This is a messenger RNA of Exophiala dermatitidis NIH/UT8656, 2536 nucleotides long. RefSeq lists its product as uncharacterized. The coding region runs from base 652 to 2388 and encodes 578 amino acids. The transcript has 3 exons. NCBI's taxonomy places the organism in Eukaryota, Fungi, Ascomycota, Eurotiomycetes, Chaetothyriales, Herpotrichiellaceae. The record is from RefSeq and is a predicted model, not a curated record.